CUCCUGGGCUACAGCGAAAAGCCAGUAAACCUACAAAUGUUCAUCGGAACAGCAGAUGAUCGCUACUUAAGACCUCAUGCGUUCUACCAGGUGCACCGAAUCACUGGAAAAACAGUUGCAACAGCUAGUCAAGAGAUAAUAAUUGCCAGCACAAAAGUUUUGGAAAUACCACUUCUUCCUGAAAAUAAUAUGUCAGCCAGUAUCGAUUGUGCUGGUAUUUUGAAACUUCGCAAUUCAGAUAUAGAGCUCCGUAAAGGAGAGACAGAUAUUGGAAGAAAGAAUACCAGAGUGCGACUUGUGUUUCGUGUUCACAUCCCACAACCUAGUGGAAAAGUCUUAUCUCUGCAGACUGCUUCCAUACCUGUUGAAUGCUCUCAGCGAUCUGCUCAAGAACUUCCUCAGAUUGAGAAGUACAGCAUCAAUAGCUGCUCAGUAAAUGGAGGCCAUGAAAUGGUGGUGACAGGAUCCAAUUUUCUUCCAGAAUCCAAAAUUAUAUUUUUUGAAAAAGGACAAGAUGGACGACCACAGUGGGAAGUAGAAGGGAAAAUAAUUAGGGAAAAGUGUCAAGGGGCAAACAUCAUACUUGAAGUUCCUCCAUACCAUAACAAAACCAUUACAGCUGCAGUUCAGGUGCAGUUUUAUCUCUGCAAUGGCAAGAGGAAAAAAAGCCAGUCUCAACGUUUUACUUAUACACCAGGUAUUAAAUACAAAAAUAAAAUAGAAUGCAACGUUUUGGUUUUUGAAGUAGACAUUUGA
Molecule: messenger RNA, 756 nt
Organism: Pelecanus crispus (Dalmatian pelican)
Lineage: Eukaryota; Metazoa; Chordata; Aves; Pelecaniformes; Pelecanidae
Source: RefSeq, a predicted model, not a curated record